Molecule: messenger RNA, 4359 nt
Organism: Haliotis rufescens (red abalone)
Lineage: Eukaryota; Metazoa; Mollusca; Gastropoda; Lepetellida; Haliotidae
Product: F-box/WD repeat-containing protein 1A-like
Exons: 12
Coding region: 99-1655 (518 amino acids)
Molecular function (GO): protein dimerization activity
Source: RefSeq, a predicted model, not a curated record
CAUAGAUCCUGUCCCUAAUAUGGGAACAAUCUACAAGGGUGGAUGCUGAAUUUCGCCCGAUUUUCUAAGCAUAUACUCUCUUUCUUCGUAUAGUGAACAUGUCAUCUAUGGAAACAACAAUGGAAACAUGUAGUUCUAUAGAUGAUAGGCCCGAUGAGAAAAGGGCAGAGAGUGCAGCUGUUGUGAAGAGUUCUACGAAGAUGAUGCCAGAGUAUUCCGAGAAGUUUUUACAAGAGAGAGAUAUUUGUACCACACAGUUUGAGAAAUGGACUGAAUAUGAACAAAUUGCAUUUGUUGAACAUUUAUUAUCACGGAUGUGUCAUUAUCAACAUGGACAGAUUAAUGCUUACCUUAGGCCCAUGCUACAGAGGGAUUUUAUCACAGCACUUCCAGCCAAAGGUCUCGACCAUGUGGCAGAGAACAUCUUGGGCUAUUUGGAUGCCCCCUCGCUGUGUGCGGCAGAGCUGGUGUGUAAGGAGUGGUACCGUGUCAUCUCAGAGGGCAACCUGUGGAAGAAACUCAUAGAACGCAAAGUGCUGACAGACAGUCUGUGGAAGGGACUAGCAGACAGGAGAGGAUGGUGCCAAUUCUUGUUUAAACCCAAGCCUGGAGAACCACCAAAAGAUCAUAAAUUUUACAGAAGUCUGUACCCCCAAAUUAUUCAAGAUAUUGAUAGAAUAGAGAGCAACUGGCGUACAGGGCGCCACACAUUACAGAGGAUUCACUGUCGCAGUGAAACCAGCAAGGGGGUGUACUGUCUCCAAUAUGAUGAUAGCAAGAUCAUCAGUGGGUUGAGAGAUAACACUAUCAAGGUAUAUAUGUGGGACCGCAACACACUGGAGUGUGUCCAAGUAUUGACAGGCCACACAGGAUCUGUGCUGUGCCUUCAGUAUGACGAGAACAUAAUCAUAUCUGGAUCCAGCGACUCCACAGUCAGAGUGUGGGAUGUGAAGACCGGGGAGAUGCUGAACACACUGAUCCACCACUGUGAGGCUGUCUUGCAUCUCAGGUUCAAUGAUGGCAUCAUGGUCACCUGCUCAAAGGACCGCUCGAUAGCUGUGUGGGAUAUGCAGUCCCCCACUGAAAUCAACUUGAGGCGGGUGCUUGUGGGUCACCGAGCUGCUGUCAAUGUUGUUGACUUUGAUGAGAAAUACAUUGUCUCGGCAUCUGGAGACAGGACAAUCAAGGUGUGGAACACUUCUACCUGUGAGUUUGUGCGGACACUAAAUGGUCACAAGAGAGGUAUUGCCUGUCUUCAAUACAGGGACAGACUAGUUGUUAGUGGCAGCUCAGACAACACCAUACGGUUAUGGGACAUAGAAUAUGGCGCCUGUCUCCGGGUGUUGGAGGGCCAUGAGGAGCUGGUCAGGUGCAUCCGCUUUGAUGGCAAGAGGAUUGUCAGUGGAGCUUACGAUGGCAAAAUCAAAGUGUGGGAUCUGCAAGCUGCACUGGAUCCCCGCUCACCAGCAGGCACUCUCUGUCUCAGAACUUUAGUGCAGGAACAUUCAGGACGUGUAUUCCGGCUCCAGUUUGAUGAAUUCCAGAUAGUGAGCAGUUCUCAUGAUGAUACCAUUCUCAUCUGGGACUUUCUUAACGUGCCCUUGCCAGAAGGUGGUAAAUCGCCUCAGAGAACCUACACCUACGUAUCCAAAUGAUGCAUGCUUCUUUCAGGCUCAUAAUGCUGACUUACUAAGACUAAAUCAAUCCUGUCAAACAAACGCUUUGCCAUCGGAACCUGAUGUAAUGGAGGCUGGUGACUAGACACAAAACAGUUGUGUCAGCAGCAGCAUCAGCAUCAUAACCUCGUGCCCAGCAUACAGCUUCUGGCACAAGGAUACCUGCCAAAUCUCAGAUCUGAUGGUAUAGAGUGGGUAGAGAAAGGCAUGGAAGACAAUGGACCAUGAUAAUGACAGACAGACGGACAGCAAUGAUACGGAAUUCCUUCCAAGCGGACGUCUUUCAGCCAUUAUUUGUAUUUGUGUGUCCCGGGCAGCUGUUGACAAUGUUGUCCAAAAAACAUAUGAGCAAAAAAAAAGAAAAAUGACCCAAAAAAAAUUGAUAAGAUGUUUCUACAUAAACUUGAAUUAUGUGCUCCAUCGCUGCUCACUGCUGACUGAGUGGAAUGGAGAGAAUGGUAGAAGAUGAAUUCUGUGAUUUUUUUCUGUGUGUGGACGUAUGGAUGGAUGCUCUCUUCUCAGUGUUUCUCAUCUCAUCUGAGUAUCUGUAGUUUGUGAAUGGAGCUGGACCGUUUCUUAAUUUGUCAAGCUUUUGUAGACAAAGUGGUAUUGGGCAUCUAUGCUUUGCCAUGCCUUGUGAUGGGGCCCACUUUGCAACUGUUGAAGUUUUUUUUUUUUUUGUGGGGUGUUUUAAUGAGAAGUUGCUUUGCAGGGCAAGUGCUAUAAAGAGCCUGUUUCAUAUUUUUAAUGUUGAAUUUGUUCUAGGUGAAAGAGUGUCAGUUAUUCAUGCAUGAACAGCUUUACUGAGUAAAAAAAUAAAGUCGUGGUCUCAUAUAUGAUCUUUUGUACACACAAGUUGCCUUUUAGUUUUGUGUACAUUACUGGUUGUCAUGGUUACCUUUAAUCUGUUCAUUUGUAGAUCAUUUCCCAGUUCAUUAUUUAAAGCCAUGGGAAUCAUAUAAUGAUUCCUAUUGUAUUCAUAGACUUUCUCUUACUCCUUCAUACUCUUGCUGCGUAUGAAGUUUUAUUCCAAUAAACCUUUGUAAUACAUACAGACCAUGGCUGAUGAAUUAACCUGUACUAUCGUCAUAGUGUGUAUAUGUCUCUUGACUAUAAGUUAUUGAGUGAAUUUAUUGUGCUAUAGAGAUAAUUUCAUCUGUUUGAACCUUGCCAAAGUUUGAUGUCAUCAGUAGGAGGGUUCAACAAUCAUUUCAACCAUGCUCGGUUCAUAAUCCAGUCUCACAACUGAUGUUGUCUGGAACAGUUUCCUUCAAAUCCAAAGGAGAAAUAAUAUUGUACAUACUAAGAAUUGUAUAUAGUGAGCUGGUUUCAAGUGCUGUAAUUCCAGGUUGUCAGACUGGCAAGGUUUAAGUGUUGGAUGCCUCUGAGACUUACAUUCUCAAUGCUGUUACCCCUUCAAUCUCAUUAACAUAAUAUCCUUUAUGUCGAUAUGAUAGAUACCUCUCUGCACGAAGAUCUGAGGUCACCUCCAUAUGAGGUCUCGUUAGGGGAACCCUGAGUGACCUUUGACUGCCCAAACUAAAGGAAGGCUGUGUGAGUUCUUUAGCCAAUCAGAUGUCAGCUUAGCAAAACAAUUUGGAUUUCUUUACUUUCUUGAUUUGAAAAUGCUGAAUUUAUCAAAAGAAAAACCCACAUGGAACACAAGUAAGAUUUCUGUUGUACUCAAGUUUGGAUGUAGGUGGCAGGGCAUUCAGGGUGAAUAAAAUGUACAUGGUUAUUUUGCUGAAGGCAAGUGACAUUAGGACAUUUUUCACCUGCGCUUGUGGGGUUCACCAACAUGUCAAUGUCGAAGACCUGCAUCACUUCAGGGUUUAUUCCACAUUAAGGUGAAACUCCGUGACAUAACUGGAAUACUGUUCAAAGCGGUGUUAAGCUCAACUAACUCAGGACUUAUAAGUUUUAAUUCAUUACCUAAUUUAGGACAGUUUGGAUGAUGGUCAAUGUCAAAGAAAAUGAACUGAUCUGAAUCCCUAUAAUAUAAUGGCGUGGAAUAUUCAGAACAGGUAGAUUGACUUGUUUUCAAGAUGCAGUAAUCAGAUAUGCUGGUUUGAAUUUUUUCGCUCAUGCCUGCAAAUAGUUUCGAUGCUUUUUAGGGAGUUCUGAGGCAACCUCUGGAGAUGUCCGAUCUUCAUGCAGAGAUAUCACACCCAGUAAAACAUCCUAGUUUAUGGCUCCUCAGUCUGACGUUCCAAAUAUUUGCCGAUAAUCAUGACCACAAAAUUGACACCGUAAUGUACAACCGUUUCUCUACAUAUCAGUCACUUAAUGAAAUGGACAACCUAGGAUUUAUCUUGUGUUUGAGAUUAUGUCUUUGUAUCAAUUUCAGUUUGUGCAUUAAUCUGUUUUUAACCAAAUUCUUUUAUUUAGGCAUUUCUGUAACUUACAGUGGUUUGGAUACAGUGAUUCUUCUCAGCAAUAAGGAUAUAAAUCAAAAGUACUUGAACACUUGACAUAGACAGUCUUCAAGUAGAGUUUGCUUUAUCAGAAUGUUCAUAGAAUCACGCACAAUUUCCUGCCCUAAUUGUACAACUGCCAUAUGGAUACAAUUUGCACAGCAAUUUCACCAAACCGUAAUGAUCUACUUAAACCUGUAGCUGCAGAAUGUUUUUAGAAUAGUCAUUUGCUUCAAGCGUGGAUGAAUGAAGUCCAAGAUUGUAAGUGG